Podarcis lilfordi (Lilford's wall lizard) is the source of this 342-nucleotide messenger RNA. The record is from the annotation of a GenBank genome assembly. Lineage: Eukaryota; Metazoa; Chordata; Lepidosauria; Squamata; Lacertidae.
AUGACGACUGCGGUCUCGGCCAGCCCUUUCCACUCUGUCUCCCCAGGGAAGGCUGCCAGAGCGUGGUCUCAGAGCCAGAGGGAUGCUGCGUGCAGGAAAGGGCCCCUGCUACCAGGAAUGCUCCUCAAUGAAAGCCGCAACUGGAGAGUGCCACCCAGCAGCAGAGGCUGCCCCCGGGCAGCUGCUUGGGGCAAACGCAGCUCCAGUGGCAAGAGAGCCCCCUUGCAGGGCAAGGGGAGCGCAGGGGGAUUGGCAAGGAAGAUUGUCCCAGGCAGGCUGGCGGUACUUCCCUUCUCUUCCCUCCCUGUUCACAACUCAAACAAUGAUGGUAGUCCAUGUUAA